This is a messenger RNA of Tympanuchus pallidicinctus (lesser prairie-chicken), 1108 nucleotides long. RefSeq lists its product as uncharacterized. The record is from RefSeq and is a predicted model, not a curated record. NCBI's taxonomy places the organism in Eukaryota, Metazoa, Chordata, Aves, Galliformes, Phasianidae.
AUUCUGGGCACAUCCUAUGUGGGCUCUAAAACGGUUUUGUUUCUUGUACCAUUUGGCCCAGCCUAUAAGGUCCCUCUGUUGUGCUGCUUUCUCACAGCAUCACCUGCUGGCUGCCCAGGGCCCCUCUCUGGGUGGCUGCCAGUGAGUCACAUCCUGCCCUCAGGCACAGCCCCUGUCCCUGCCACAGAGCUGGGGGCUUUCCCUGGGGCACAGGCACGCAGGCACCAUGAGAAGGAUGCUGCUGCUUCUGCUGCCACUUGUGGCCCUGGCUGAAGCCUGGUUGCAUCCAUUCCCCUCCCCAUGCCGGCUCCACUUGCAGCAGACACAGGCUGUCCUGCGUACACCUGCGGGCAGCAGGCUGGCAGUGCUUGCUGCCUUUUCUCUCCUUCUGAUACACGGACAUGCACAAGUGCUGCUGCAACAGAGUCCACCAUCUGUUACCAGAACGAGAUCCAGAACUGUGAACAUUGAGUGCAAAGCCGAGGGAUUUCAGAAUGCCUACAUCCACUGGUACCGACAGCUGCCUCCCAGAGCUCCUGAACGGCUCCUUGCUGUGACAGCAGAAUUACAAGUUUCCUAUGAUUCAGAAUCCGAUAGGAGCAAAUAUUUGUCCUAUAAAAGUGAGAAUAAAGUCUGCACUCUCUCAGUUCACAGCACACAGGACGGAGAUGAAGGUACCUACUGCUGUUCCUACUGGGAGUCUCACAGCGGGAGCAGCCUGCAGGCAGCCCUUACAGAAAGCUGGCUGCAACCUGUGCGGCACACUUUGAUACAAGUGCCGAGAAACACAGCUGCCUUCCUGCCCCCAUCUCUCAGCCUUCAAGGCAUCCCCACAAGCUUAAGCAGAGGAAGGAAUUCCAAGACGAAAGCCAAGACACUUAUGUGGCACUGUCUGUGUCACUAUUCUGUGCAGUCUGAAUCCAUCGUUUCCUCUCCUUACCAGCAGCCAUCCUAUCCCUAAUGUUCACUUUUUCAAUGCUGGAAUGGCAGCACUAAGGGACUUGAUGCAAAAUGAUGGAUCUGUCACAAGGAAACUGGCAGUAGAGUUUACAGAACAUGUCCUGACAUGUGGUCUGUAGUGCAUGCUGCAGUCGACAAAGACCUGGAG